AUGUCUUCUACACGAAGAGCACUUCAUUAUGUCUUAAAAAUAGGAAAUCGUUUCAAAAACAUCGAUUUCUUUACCGAUAUCUUAAAAAUGAAGGUGUUAAGACAUGAAGAGUUUACAGACGGUUGUAAGGCUUCAUGCAAUGGUCCAUAUGAUGGCAAAUGGUCGAAGACAAUGAUCGGCUUUGGACCUGAAGACAAUCACUUUGUCUUAGAAUUGACUUAUAAUUAUGGUAUUAGUGAUUAUAAGUUAGGAAAUGAUUUGAAUGCCAUCACCAUUGAGUCCAAUAGUCUAAUCGAUAAUAUAAAAUCUAAAAAAUAUGAAUUCACUGAAGACAAUGAAAUUAUUAGUAUUUUAUCACCCGAUGGAUAUAAAUUCUUGGUGAUGGCUACCAGCGAUGAUACCAGCGAUAGGAUAACGAGUGUCUCACUGUCGAGUUCGUCGUUGAGUCGAUCGGUCGACUAUUGGCACAAUUUGUUAAAUAUGAAGAAGUAUGAAGUGACCGAUCAAACAGCUCUUCUUAGUUUCAAUGAUAGCGAAUGUAAAUUAGAGUUAAUUGAUAUCAAGCAAGAAGUGAAUCAUGAAAAGGCUUUCGGAAGAAUCGCUUUCAGUUGUUCUGAAGAGCAGUUGCCUGACAUAGAAUCACGAAUGAAAUCCGAAAACCAAACAAUUUUGACUCCUUUAGUCAGUUUAGAUACACCCGGAAAAGCAACUGUUCAAGUGGUCAUUCUGGCCGAUCCCGAUGGACAUGAGAUCUGUUUUGUUGGCAAUGACUGA
Oppia nitens is the source of this 774-nucleotide messenger RNA. Its product is annotated as glyoxalase domain-containing protein 4-like. The record is from RefSeq and is a predicted model, not a curated record. The transcript has 3 exons. Lineage: Eukaryota; Metazoa; Arthropoda; Arachnida; Sarcoptiformes; Oppiidae. Bases 1 to 774 code for a protein of 257 amino acids.